UCCGACUUGUACAUGGCAUCAGGACAGACUCAUCACAUGUGUAUGUGUAAAGACAAGUUUGGCAAGUUAGUUUUUUCGAAAAUAGUAAAUGGCGACGUUUAAAAUGACGCAAAAGUCGGCUAGCCUGCAGAUCUUCAAGGGAUCUGAAGAAGAGGAAACUACCAAACAUGUUUUGGAGAUAAUCACCACUGAAACUGAAUCGCCGGUGCCAUCAUUCCUUAACUUGGUAAUAUACAAUAGUAAUGCUUUGGCAGGAAAGUCAUUCAGUGAUGCAUGGGUCCAUCUUCAACUAAGCCAUGAAAUUGAGGAAACGCUGGACAAAUCAUAUGGUAGAUAUCCGAAGGUUGGACUUAUUUACCUUAAAGACCUCUUAAAUUUGUCUGUUCUCGAAGAAUUUAAGAAGAAUGGAGUAGACGCCAUUGAAACUCACCCCAACGAUUGUUGGCUGCCAUUUUUGACUUUGUUGGAAUUUCUGCGUGAGAAAAAAAAACAUGAAGAAGCAAUUCAUAAACUUGUAGCCAAAGCUUCUCUUCAAACAAGUGGAAAUACAGAAACACAAAUUAUGGCUGGAUUGGCUCAUCAUCUGUUUUCUCAAUUGGUGCCAGGCAAGGAGUAUGAGGUUGAUAAAUAUGCAAAGCAGCUUCCAAAAGAAUGUGGCUGUGGCUGUAAGGCCAAGAUUUGUGCAGGAGACACCUCAGUAGGAUCAGAGAGAACAUGGCAUGGCAGAGUUGAUAUAAUGGUGAACCAUACAAUUGCUGUGGCAGUGGGGAAGAAACAAACAGAUGGCAUUAAAGAAGAAGAAGAAGAUGAUGAUGAUGAUGAUGAUGAUGAUGAUGAUGAUGAUGAUGAUGAUGAACCUCAAAGAAAACAAAGAAAGGUUGAAACUAAUGACAAGAGUUGCAAUAUUUGUAUAGAAGUGAAAUGCAACAAGAGACAUGAUCAGUGUGUUCUCCUAGACCCAAAAGUUUUAGAGCAAAUCUUGGCUGAAGCUAUAACAAAUGGAUUUGCUCAAGUUAACAGGAACAAAACUACUCUAUCAGGUUUCUUCAUUCCAACUAUUGGAGCCACAUCUGAUCGUAUUUCUAUUUGUCUCUAUGAUCCUGAAAGUGACUGCUUACUGCACAUUAGGGAAGACUACAAGUUAUGGUAUCCAGGUACUAAAAACAAACUAAAUGAAUUGACCAUAAUUCUCCUUUGGCUUUUCUUGAAUUUCACUGUUUUAACUCGGAGAAAAAUGGCAGCUGCAUUUGCAUUAGAUAUUGAUAAGUCAGGAUUACAUGCAAAGUAUCUGAAGUAUUAUAGAGAGGCAAAAACAAAAGCAAAUUUUGUUUCGCAAUUACCUGUAGAAUCGCCAUGGAAGUAUGUCCAUGCACACCCCAUAAAGCCUGUAGAUCCAAAUAUGAACGAUACCUGAAUGCUGAAUACAAAUGAUUAGGGAAAGUGGAUCAUAAAUCCUUUUAAGUUUUUAAGUCAUCUGCCCCAAAGGGUCAAGAUGACCUAUAGCCAUCAUGCGUCGUCCAUCGUCGUGCGUCAUGUGUGGGGGAGGGCUAUCAAUUCUUCUAUUCAGAAUUUUGAUUUGAUCCCUUCUACUACUUCUUCAUUCCUGGUGGGAUUUCAUCAAGAUUAGGUAAGAUGCAUUAUUGGCCGGGGUUAUCAAUUUUUCUAUUAAGGGCGUGUGUUAUAGGGGUUAACAUAUGAUUGAUUUAUGACAUUAUGCAAUACACUGAGAAAAAGGAUA
Messenger RNA from Ylistrum balloti, 1738 nucleotides. RefSeq lists its product as uncharacterized. The transcript has 3 exons. NCBI's taxonomy places the organism in Eukaryota, Metazoa, Mollusca, Bivalvia, Pectinida, Pectinidae. The coding region runs from base 89 to 1414 and encodes 441 amino acids. The record is from RefSeq and is a predicted model, not a curated record.